UUUUUAAGUUGCGUCCUGAUCCACACUCCAUACCAGUAGGUGGCGGUAAUGCACACCAUUAAGUUGCUUGCCAACCCCAUUAAAAACAAGAAGAAGAAGAAGAAGAAAGCAGCUGGACCUUAAUGCUCUGCUGUUAAAACUUGGUUGGACUUUAACAUCAACUUCAGCCUGCAGCUUCAUUCAGCCCCAGAAACAACGUAGACAGGAAGAGGAAGUUCUGACCCGUAUGACCCAGACAGUGUCGGUGUCGAACAGUUCAGUCGGCAUCAGGCAUCAGUCAUGGAGGCUCCAUCGUUCUGGAUCAACUUGUUUCUCCUGCUGAUUUCACAAACUGAGCAGAAAACUGGUUUUCCCUACAUUUUCCCAGAAAGGCUUCAGUUCUUUGAGUAUGAGAUUGUAACUGUACAAUGUGAGUGUUUAGAUGGAGUCAGUGGCUGGAGAGUAAUGAGGAAAUUCAACCAAAACAGAGGAACAAAUUCUUUGGACCCCUGCAGCUCAGCAGAACCUUCCUGCACUCUGGAUCCAGCCUUCGAAGUGUACAGCGGAGAGUACUGGUGUGAAAAUAAAGAAGGAGAAAUGACCAAUUCUAUUAAUAUUUCUAUUACAGCUGGUCUGGUGAUCCUGGAGGUUCCAGUCCAACCAGUAGCAGAAGGAUCAGACCUGACACUUCGGUGUAUCCACCAGGAAACUGAGCUGCAUCACAUCAGAGAUUUCUAUAAAAAUGGUCUCCAUCUCAUGACCUGCUACAGCAGCAACAUGACCAUCAGAAAGGUCUCCAAGGCCGAUGAAGGGAACUACAGGUGCAGCAUCUCUGGAGCCGGAGAAUCUCCUGACAGCCGGCUGGCUGUUCACAGAGCACUCACAGGCCCGUCUGAAAGAAACGGGUCGUUUGGACCGAGUCAUUUGGUUCGGUCCCAACGGUGUGAAACCUUCAUUCUUCAGACUGCAGCAAAAUUUCUACUUGUGGCCUUGUUGUCAGCGGUGAUCGCUCUGAUUCACUACAAGAGAAAACAACGUACCAAGGCAGAGAGAACGGCGGACAGCAGCAGUCCGUCUGUCAGAGGAGGAAACAAUGAACUGAUCCAUGAAGAUACCAGUCGAUUCUGUGAAACUCUCAUUAAUUAAACUCACAUGAAUUAAUCUCACAUUAUUAAAUUCACAUUAUUAAAUUUACAGAUACAACUUAUGGUCAAAAACUUUUCACCAAGGGGAAAAUAAAGUAAAAAAAAAAGAGAAAUAUUAUUACACUCUGCUAACAUCAAUUCAGUGAGGAAAAUGUUUGACUAUUAAUGGUUUUUGAUAAUUUCUUAAUGUUUCUAUUUCCUGCACUAAAAGAGCAAAAUUAUUUAGCUCAGUAAAGCAUUUGAUCUUCAUUAAUUAAAAAAAUAAUAAUUAAUUAAUUUAAUUUAGAUUAGUUUAGCUGAUAUUUGCGUGUUAAAUGCAGCCUGGAUGUGGAUAAUUUUUGUUUCUUUAACUUUAGCUUUUUACAAAUUUCAUUGUUUGAAAACUGAAAGACUUUUAGUUUAAAUAUUUCAGAAAACAAAGGUUUUGAUUUUUCUGUCUGCUGUUAACAGAUUGAACUGCUCUGAUGUAUUUUCUGACAAAACAGACACAUGUUUAGAUUUAUACAUCAUUUAAUUCCAUUUUCAUUUGUUUUUU
Xiphophorus maculatus (southern platyfish) is the source of this 1659-nucleotide messenger RNA. Its product is annotated as low affinity immunoglobulin gamma Fc region receptor III-like. The record is from RefSeq and is a predicted model, not a curated record. Lineage: Eukaryota; Metazoa; Chordata; Actinopteri; Cyprinodontiformes; Poeciliidae. The transcript has 7 exons. Gene Ontology annotation, molecular function: transmembrane signaling receptor activity. Bases 280 to 1125 code for a protein of 281 amino acids. Gene Ontology annotation, biological process: cell surface receptor signaling pathway.